Messenger RNA from Poeciliopsis prolifica (blackstripe livebearer), 1156 nucleotides. Its product is annotated as calpain-5-like. Bases 13 to 345 code for a protein of 110 amino acids. The transcript is spliced from 2 exons. The record is from RefSeq and is a predicted model, not a curated record. NCBI's taxonomy places the organism in Eukaryota, Metazoa, Chordata, Actinopteri, Cyprinodontiformes, Poeciliidae.
AAAUAAAAUUAAAUGCAUCUUUUAGGCAUAAACCCAUAUCUGAUCAUUUACUGUGAGAACCAAUCAGUGAAGUCCAUCGCCAAGAAGAACUCUUUGAAGCCGGCUUUUGAAUUUAGCGCCAUUUUCCACAGGAAGAAGGUCACAGAGCCCCUAACAGUGCAGCUGUGGAGCGAUGACCUUGGACCGGACAAGUUUUUGGGCCAGGUCAUGCUGUCCGGGAGGCCUGAUGACAACACUCACAUUCAGCUGCUCCAGCUGAAGGAUAAAGGUAGUAAGAAUGGGUACGAUAUGCCCGGGAAAAUCAUCCUGAAGAUCCUCACUUCAAACAAGCUGACGGCCUUAUAAAGAGACGGCGCCUUCAUCAACAUCGAAAACAUACAGUAUCGUUGUGUGUUGAACCAAAACAGCUCAAUCACUGUCCACCUGAGUUAAUUUUUAUAAAGUUAGGAGGAAGGAAGAUGCUUCUGACCAGAUUUUGGGUUAAUUUUUGAUUCCUUGUCAUUCUUAUUGAACAUGAGUAACCUUACUUUUAAUAAGAUGUAGAGAAACUCCAUUAGUUUAUAAAUCUAGAACAAACUUAGGAAUCAUUCAUAGAGAAUCAAUAUUUAGCUUUAUAUUGUGCAAAUCUAGAACUCAACCCAGAAAAACUGGAACCAACAUUUAGUUUUUACCUCACUAAUCUUCCCAAACAUGGAGAACCAACAUGUGUUUUUAUCAGAACAAGAAUCCAGAGAAACUCCUACCAGUUUAUAUGGAUGAAUUAUUCUUACUCUUAUUAAACAUGGAGCCAAUAUGUAAUUUUAUACUUUUACAUUUUUGUCUUUCUUUUGGUUUUGUUGGUUUGUUUGUAUUUCCUUCUGAUUCAUGUGAAGCUCUUUGAUCUGCCCUGAUGCUGAAAAUGUGAUAUAAAAAUUACUUUACCUUCUUUUCAUAAACUUGUUCUAGUUUUGACUAUGUAUUUUUUGUUUUUGGAAAAUAAUUUCUUCAUGAAGCUAUACUGUGAAUAAAAUUAAGUCAGUGACAUUAAAACUUGAUGCAAAUACACCAUUUUAUCCAUUAAAAAAUAUUCAUACGUCAUCGUUUGUAUCGCUUUUAACAACAAAGCAGGUGAUGCUUUGCAUGUUUGACAACUUAAAAAUAAAUGUAUUCUCCAGAC